This is a messenger RNA of Capronia epimyces CBS 606.96, 1116 nucleotides long. RefSeq lists its product as uncharacterized. The record is from RefSeq and is a predicted model, not a curated record. NCBI's taxonomy places the organism in Eukaryota, Fungi, Ascomycota, Eurotiomycetes, Chaetothyriales, Herpotrichiellaceae. Gene Ontology annotation, biological process: sphingosine biosynthetic process. The coding region runs from base 1 to 1116 and encodes 371 amino acids. The transcript has a single exon. Gene Ontology annotation, cellular component: intracellular membrane-bounded organelle; cytoplasm; membrane.
AUGGGCGGGCCAAUUGAGAAUCAACCACUGCCUGCCCAUCUUUUUCCCGACCGGGAAAUCCACGUUGUCAUCUCCAUCUUGUCCGGCCACCAGAAGGCUCAACACUAUUACGAUGAGACCCUCAAACCGCUCCUCGACAGCCACAAUCUCAGAUACAGCACUCACACGACAAAUUCCGAACGUACGAUCGUCAAUCUAACCCGGAGUCUAUUUGUCAUCAAUGCCACGCAAGGAGUGAAGCAAACCAUCAUUCUUCUGUCGGGCGAUGGUGGCAUCACUGACAUUGUCGACACCCUCACUAGUAUCUUGAAUCGAAGAAACGAUGACUCACGGCCGCCCUCGAUCUUUUUCAAGCCCACUGUGGUUCUUAUCCCCAUGGGAACUGGGAACGCGUUGGCCUGGAGUUCGGGGGUUGCUCGAGAUCCCCUAGAAUCUAUGAUGAAAGGAACUCCACGGUCUCUGCCAUCCUUCCAGGUCCAGUUCAGCCCUGGCGCAAGACUCGUCGUCAACGAGGGACGAAACCGCGAAGUUUUGACGGACUCGGAUGAUAAGGAAAGUACAGUGUAUGGUGCUGUAGUCUUCAGCUGGGGACUGCACGCGAGCCUGGUGGCGAUGAGUGACAAUGCCGAAUACCGCAAGCAUGGGCUGGAGAGGUUCAAAAUGGCGGCUUCGCGGCUGUUGACUGACCUUCAUUACUACAGGGGCAAAGUCCAAUGGCGGAAAGUAGGGGAGGAUUGGAAAAGCCCACCUUGGUCGGAGCAGUCCUAUGUACUGGCAACCAUGGUCUCCAACCUCGAAGAGCACUUCAAGAUUUCUCCAGCCACAAAGCCACUCGACGGAACCUUACGGCUUGUUUCCAUUGGUCCCGAACCCGCCAGCGAGAUAACACGGCUCCUGGGGCAGGUUUACCCAUCUGGUGACCAUGUGUCAGACCCUAAAGUGAUAUAUGAGGAGAUUGAUGGUCUCAAAAUCCAGUUUGAUGAAGAGGAUGAAAGAUGGCGGAUGGUUUGUAUUGAUGGCAAGAUCGUCACGAUUGCGAAAAACGGAUGGGUGGAGGUUACCCGAAUCCCAGGGACCGGCAUAGAUGCGAGAAGGGUCGUCGAGGUGGUUUGUUGA